AUGAAGUUUACCUCAGUUUUUAAGCAGACCAAAGAAGCCGUCAAAGAACGGUUUGUUAACCUGGCCAAAAAGAAAAAAAAAGAAGAUUUUAAACUGGACGUUUCCUGUUAUGUUCGUCCAACAGGCUGUAAUAUCUGUAAUGGAAUUAUCCCACAUUGUUGUUGUGACUUGCUACAAAAAGUGAACAGUGGUGACAUAGAAGCUGAUGAGAACCUUAUUGCCUAUCUGCAUGAGCAGGAAUUGAUCAGACGUAGCAUAAUUGAACAACAAGAGAGAGAAAGCUGCGAAACUAUCACGGACAACAGUGAAGAGGUAAUGAGUAUUCAAUCUUCCAUGAAUUGGAGGUACAACUCGGAAACUUCCUCAACUGUUGAAUCCCCGGUCACUGCUACGAUCAACUCAUUAUACGUUGUACCGUUGAUUCCAAAGGUCUCUUCAAAAAAAGAAUUGAUGAACGAGCGAUUGAAACGCUCUGUUGAAAAAACCCUGAACAAAUCCGUUAAUCGCCUCUCCGUAAACGUCAAGACCCAUGAACCAUUUAUCGUUAUGCCAACCGCCUCAAUAGUCCCUACAAUUAACUUUGACCCAACAGUCAUGUCAAGCCCAAGCGCGAAAGCUCACAUACCCAACGAGCAAGUAACCGCGAAAAAAGAGCCUGCCACCAGCCCCAACCUAGUGUGCGAGCUCCCAGUAUCACCGGAGCAACAGCAGCUGUGGGGUCAGAGUUCAGAAAGCUACAGAAAAGGUAAGGACAAGAACGGCAGCAACGAUAAAAUGGACAAAACGCAUACACCCAAAAUUCUGACGACAUCGGAGUUGAGUUACUGGCAGAAGGUAAGCAACCUUGCAAGGCUGGAAUACACAAAGUGCAGAGAGAUAGUGACUGAUCUUAAGGUUGGUUGUGAAGAGUAUCGCAAAAAAAACUCUAACAAGACAACAACUAGAGCUAAAGCUAGUGCAAAAGUCAAGGGACUGUUCAAAAAGGCUUUACACUGUAAGUCCCCUGUCAAGGGUGCUACAUCUUCCAAACACAACCCUGGUGAAGUGCAAUGUUGUGGCUUUAAUGGGCUGGCAACUGCAAUGGUCAGAUACGAAGAUGCAUUGGCACGCGAGAAGAAUACAUGCCGCAAAUACAAGCGUUCCCUUCACAAUUCUGUCUGGUUCGACGAGCUUAUAAGACAAAACAUUAAUGCGAACCAGCACGACAGCAAUGCGUCAGAUGUUAUCAAGACCGAGCUUAACGGUGUGACAGAGCGAAUGUAUAACGAAAUGGCUCUGAUCAUGAAGUGUCAAAAGAACAACCUCACCGCGAUGGUCAGGUUGGGCAAGUGUAUCAACUACGGAUACGAUCUAAAACUGGAACACGAAAGUACCACGGAUCCGGUUGAGCGGGAAAAGCUCGCAGUGCAUUGCCAAGUGUACAAUGACAAGGUAGCCAAACACUUUCACCAACAUUUGGAUAACUUAAAGAAACUGCAGAAGGAUUACAAAGAUGCGGUUGUCUGUUUCUCUCGGCUCAUCGGACAGAAGGCGGGACUCUACCGCCGCAUGUAUGAAUCGGACUGCCGCUCUCACCUGAAAGUUAAAAUGAAAGAAGAGGUUGCCUGGGUACAGUGUUUGUACGUCAGACACUAA
Molecule: messenger RNA, 1635 nt
Organism: Huiozyma naganishii CBS 8797
Lineage: Eukaryota; Fungi; Ascomycota; Saccharomycetes; Saccharomycetales; Saccharomycetaceae
Exons: 1
Coding region: 1-1635 (544 amino acids)
Source: RefSeq, a predicted model, not a curated record